Molecule: messenger RNA, 702 nt
Organism: Ailuropoda melanoleuca (giant panda)
Lineage: Eukaryota; Metazoa; Chordata; Mammalia; Carnivora; Ursidae
Gene: DYDC1
Product: DPY30 domain containing 1
Exons: 6
Coding region: 174-650 (158 amino acids)
Cellular component (GO): Set1C/COMPASS complex
Source: RefSeq, a predicted model, not a curated record
UGAAAUUCAUGUUGACCUGGGCAUCCUGUAUUUCUGUGUGCUGCGGUUGGCAGCUCUACCCGAAUCGCCUCCUUUCCCACUUAGACUGGCCGGCUUUCUCCUGGAUAUGCGCAGAGGACCUCUUUCUAUUUCUUGUGACAACCUCUUCAGGCUUGAGAAGUCAGAGGUGAGACAUGGAGUCGCUAUAUCUUCAAAAGUGCCUUGGGACUUGUCUAACUCAAGGUCUUACAGAAGUGGCAAGAGUUCGCCCAGUGGAUCCAAUAGAGUAUUUAGCAUUGUGGAUUUACAAAUAUAAGGACAACGUGACCAUGGAGCAACUGAGACAGAAGGAACUGGCCGACUUGGAGCAUGAGAGAGAACUAGCUGUGAUAGAGCAGGAGAUGAUGGAGAGGCUCAAAGCAGAGGAGCUCCUGUUCCAGCAGCAACAGCUGGCAUUCCAGCUGGAGUUGGAAAUGCAGGAAAAAGAGAGACAAAGAAUAGAAGAACUACAGAGAGCUCAAGAACAAUUAGAGAAGGAUGUAACAUCAGACUCAGGCAAAACACUAGCUGAAAUUAGCAAUCGCUAUGGGGCACCUAACCUGAGCAGAGUGGAAGAACUUGAUGAACCGAUGCUAUCUGAUGUUGCAUUAAACAUUGAUCAAGACUUAUAGGAUCAACCAACCUAAGAGCAAUAAAUUUUUCUGCUUGUUUCAAGUUUCAAAA